AUGAAUUAUAUAACAUUAAGAUUCAAUAAUUCAGAGUUUGAACAUAGAUAUUCCUUAUAAAGAAAAAGUCUUUAGUUAUAGAGCUAAACUGUAUAUAGAAUUUUUCUCAUACUUUUAAUUUUAUUAGAAAUUCUGGGAGAUAUAAUGCAAAAAAAAUGGGUUGAAACCAUUUUAAAUUUGUUUGCACUAUUGAUCAUGUUGUUUGGAUAUAUUUUUAAAUAAUAAUUGACUAAUCUAAAUAAUACGUUAACUUUUAUAGCCAUUUUAAUUUACAAUGUUUAACAUCCAAUUAAAUAUGGUAUUUUAAAUCAUACUAAUGAUAAAGAAGUACUAGAAAAUUACUUCCUUUGUUUAGGAACUUUAGCGUAAAAUUAUAAAAUAUAUUAGAAUUAUCUCCCAAUGGAGUUAUUUAAUGAAAACUUUCAUAACAAUUAUAAUACUAUUUCUUAAUAUUAUAUCUAUUUGUUUAGUAUCUGAUGAUUGGAGAGAAAUCUUAAUAUUUAUUUUCUCUAGCAUUUUAGCAAUAUACAGUUAUUAUACUCAUGAAAGGUAAACUAGAAUCUCUUUUAUCUUGAUGAAUAAUAAAGGAAUAAUUGAGGAAAAUUUAUAUAAAUAAAUUGAUAUUUAAUCUUAUGUUGUUCACUAUAACUUGAGGAAUAAUUCAUUCGAUUUAAUAAGGUAAAAUAGUUUCACUUAGAUUUCUGAAAACAAAUAGCAUAGUUUUAUCAAUUUUAUAAGAAGUAUGAAAGUAAUCUUGUUCAGCAAAAGAAGAAGAAAAUCUAUUUUACAAUCAUCAUAUAUGCUUAAUUAAACUAAUAAAAUUAAUCUAGAAUAAUUUUUAUUCUAUUUAUUUAUGGAUCAUGAAAAAAUGUAAGAAAUAACUAAAAAUUGUACCGCUGAUGAUUAAACUUAUGAAAUAAUAGGAUUAAUUGGAUUAGAUGUGCAUCAUAUUAAAAUAAUACGUACUAUAGAUACUAAGCCUUGUUUAAUUAUUUUAAUCAAGGAAAAUAAAAGAGAGUCAUAAUAUAAAUCCCUAAAGUAUAAACUUAAAAUCUCAAAUAAAUUAUUAAAUUAAGUCUAAGAGAGCAUCUAAUCUAGAAUUAGAGUGUGCUUAAUAUAUAUAAAAUAAAUGUUAUAAUAGAAGAUGCUAUAAAAAAAGAUUACAUAAGAAAUUUAUAAAUACAAAAUAAUUUCAUUUUUAAAUAGUUAAAUUACAAAAACAUACACUGAUAUAAAUAAUAUUCAAGAUUUUGCAAAUUUGAAUUCAAAAUUUACCAGAAUAGUACUAAAUAAUUUUGAUUUAAAGAAUUGUAUUUAAGAAUGUAUAUAAAUUAUAAAUCUACUUUUUCCAGAAAAGGAAUAAAAAAAAUUCUAAAUAAUAUCUCAUUUGAUUGAUAAUCGUAUUCACACUGAUUAAAAAAAGCUUAAGUAAUUAAUUUUUAAUUGCUUAUUCUUUGUUUUUUAAAAUACAGAAUAGAUUAUAAUUGAACUGAAGGAUGAAAUAAGUGAUGAUGAUUUAAAUUAAAAGUUUAUAAAAUUUGAUAUAAUUUACUCAGGUCAAAUUUUCACAGCUGAAAAAAUUAGUAAAUUACCAAUUUUAAAUCCUCAAAGUUUAGAAGAAUUACGUCAUAAUAGUUAUUAAUAAUUAAACUUAGAAAUUCCUAUAGCUUUGAUGAUUAUUAGAUAAAUUGGACCUUAUAAAUAAAUUUAAUUUAAAUAAAAUGCAGUUUAAAAAUAGAAUACACUUACAUUUUAUUUAUUUAGGUCUUUGGAAGAUUUUCAUUUAAUUCCAAUAAUAUCAUUACAUCCUUCAGAUAAUUUGAUAACAAAUUAAAAAUUUUUUAAGAAAUCCUCGAAUGAUUAUAAGCCAGAAAAAUAAUACCAGACUGAAGAGCCUCAUUUAGACACAUUUCGUUAAAUAAGUGAAUAAAUGAUAUCGAAAUGUUGA
This is a messenger RNA of Paramecium sonneborni, 1948 nucleotides long. The record is from the annotation of a GenBank genome assembly. NCBI's taxonomy places the organism in Eukaryota, Ciliophora, Oligohymenophorea, Peniculida, Parameciidae.